AUGGGAGACACCUCGCAAUCAGACUUGUCGAUGUCGCCAGCUGCCCUCUUCCUGUCCUCUUUCAGCGCAUCUCCAGAGCCUGCCGCAGCCCAAGAUGGUGAAGGGACGAUCAUCUCGGGAUACCAGCUUGGUCCCGUCAUUGGCGUGGGUGGUUUCUCCACCAUUCGCGCCGCUACGUCAGGUCAAGGCGGCUCAGUUGCCAUCAAAAUCGUACGCAGGUCCGAUCUCUCGAAGCACACUGACCCCGCGCUAGCUCGCAAGCGCCUCGACCACGAAGCUGCUGUCUGGAGCACCCUCUGCCACGAGCACGUCCUGCCGUUAUUCUCAGUCACGCAUACACUGCACGCAGACUACUUUGUCACGCUGUACUGUCCCGCCGGCAGCUUGUUCGACAUCCUGAAGCGGGACGGGCGGCCAGGGCUGCCGCGCGAUGACGUUGGAAUGAUGUUCAGGCAGGUGGUGCGGGGGCUGCGGUACCUGCACGAAGGAGGGGGCGUGGUGCACGGAGACAUGAAGCUGGAGAAUGUGCUUGUAGACGAGAUGGGUGUGUGUAGAAUCACCGACUUUGGAAUGGCACGCAAGAUCGGCGAGUGCGAGCCAGACAAGUCAGACGAGAGCGGUGAGCAGCCCGAACAAGACGAAGGGGCGAGAACGCGCAGGGUGCGAGGCAAGACACUGGUGCACUCGCGGCGAUCGCACGGCAAGCAGGGUCCCAUUCCCGCCCACUUAUCUUUGAUUCGCCAUCACAGCGGCCCGCGCCAUCGCAACUCGAGCCCGCUUCCUGGCUCCUCGCCUCCUUCACCUAGCUUAUCUAGCCGGAUACAGCAAGGGUCGCUGCCCUAUGCUGCACCCGAGCUCCUUCUUCCGCCGUCUUCGACUCCAUACUCACCGCAUCCUGCGCAGGAUAUGUGGGCGCUGGGCAUCAUGCUGUACACUCUCUUGUCUGGGCGAUUGCCCUUCGUGGACUCGUAUGAUCCGCGGCUGCAGAUGAAAAUUUUGCAUGGCGUGUACGACAUGCCCGAAGGCAUUGGUCGUGGCGCAGAGCGUGUUAUUAGGGGCUGCUUGGAACGCUCUGUUCCGAGUCGUUGGACGGUAGCGGUGGUCGACGACCUGGCGUGGUGCAUCGGUUCAGACGAGACGCCAGACGAUACCGUUAUAAUCGCAGAUGCGAAGUCUCGCUCCCGCUCCCGCUCUCGUCUCCGUGUCCAGUUGGAGAGCGUCGCCAUUGACGAUGCUGAAAGUCAUCGAUCGUCUUCUCGUGCGACUAGCCGAUCAUCUUCGUCUAUGCGCCGCUCAAGCCGCAAUGCCUCCCGUCAUCCCAGCCACCCAUACGAGCCGUAUCACCAACGGCGUCACGAGCACCACGUCCACGAACGUCCACAAGUAUAUCCUCUUCCUACGCAACCCACAUUCUCCGCGCUCACGCAUGCUAUCCUACGGACGGGGUCUACGUCGUCUGACUCGUCUGUGCCGGGGGACUCUGCGGUCCUGAUGACACCUAGCAACUCUCACGAGGCUGCGCAAGAACGCGAGCGUGGCCGCCUGCCGAGGCCGCGCUCCUUCCUGCUCGCGCAAGAGCAUCUGUGCGACUCGCGCUCCGUGAGCCCGAUGGACAUGCCGCUCACGCCUCGCGAUCUCGACGCCGAGGGUCUCCCGGUGCGUGCCGGUCUGGGGGUGCGGAAAGCAAAUGCGCUGAGCCCAGACGCGGGCCACCUCGAUCCGCUUCAAGAACUAGGCUCAGUCACGUCCGACACUGGUAGCGAGGUGGAUGGCUUGGCUGACCGGCGGUCAGACGAUGCUGUUCAAGAAGCGGGCGCUGGGUCUCAUCUUCCGUCGGCUCGUGCACAGCUGUGGAGCGUGUUGAAGGCCGAUAUCCUGCGCAGUGCGCGUUCGGGCAGCGUGCCUCCUGCGCCUAUGCCGUCUGUGUCGUGGACGCCCACUGGGUCGAGCACGUAUUCGGCCGCUGCCACGCCGCGGCCGAUUCCGCGAAGAACGCAUACGGCACGCAGUCGUAGUGUCGACUGGAGCAGGAGCACCUCCAAGCGCGAGAAGAGAGAUUGA
Messenger RNA from Postia placenta MAD-698-R-SB12, 2061 nucleotides. RefSeq lists its product as hypothetical. Gene Ontology annotation, cellular component: cytoplasm. The transcript has 2 exons. NCBI's taxonomy places the organism in Eukaryota, Fungi, Basidiomycota, Agaricomycetes, Polyporales, Adustoporiaceae. The coding region runs from base 1 to 2061 and encodes 686 amino acids. Gene Ontology annotation, molecular function: ATP binding; protein serine/threonine kinase activity; tau-protein kinase activity. Gene Ontology annotation, biological process: microtubule cytoskeleton organization; intracellular signal transduction; protein phosphorylation. The record is from RefSeq and is a predicted model, not a curated record.